Eruca vesicaria subsp. sativa (arugula) is the source of this 366-nucleotide messenger RNA. The record is from the annotation of a GenBank genome assembly. Lineage: Eukaryota; Viridiplantae; Streptophyta; Magnoliopsida; Brassicales; Brassicaceae.
AUGGUAACAGAAUGUACCGUGAACUUCGAGUUUAUGAAUUACACUGUCAUAACAAGCCAAUGCAAAGGUCCCAGAUUCCCAGCAAAGGAAUGUUGCUCUUCCUUUAAGGACUUUGCGUGUCCAUACGCCGAAGAGAUCGACGACCUGACCACAAAUUGUGCAAGCACUAUGUUCAAUUACAUCAAUAUCUAUGGAAAAUACCCACCUGGACUUUUCGCUAACCAGUGUCGAGAAGGUAAAGAAGGACUUGAAUGCCCUGCUAUGCCUCCCAAUUCAGAAGCAGACCUAAACGCAGCCAGUGCCACCGCUAGUUCUCAUGUUUGGAUUCCCGUUUCUGUUAUGGUCUCCGUAUAUCUUUUGGUUUAG